Messenger RNA from Hordeum vulgare subsp. vulgare (domesticated barley), 2141 nucleotides. RefSeq names its product NAC transcription factor NAM-1. Gene Ontology annotation, molecular function: DNA binding. The transcript is spliced from 3 exons. The record is from RefSeq and is a predicted model, not a curated record. Gene Ontology annotation, biological process: system development; regulation of DNA-templated transcription. The coding region runs from base 300 to 1568 and encodes 422 amino acids. Lineage: Eukaryota; Viridiplantae; Streptophyta; Magnoliopsida; Poales; Poaceae.
CAACGGAGCCGUAUUUCUCCCCUGCUCUCCCUCCCCACGGUUAUUUCCUUCACACCUAGCCGCCCCGGAACCGCCCGUACCCAGGAUUUCCACCGCAGAUCACUCGCUCGCCUCCCCUCCCCUCUCCUCCCCUCCCAACCGUGGCUGUAACAAAUCCCAGCCCGUUCCUUCCUCCACACCACACCACACUAGCUGCUAGCUAGAAGCCUUGGCAGUUGAGUUAGGUGCUGUGCCGCUGCGUUUGUUGGUGUGGAAGCUAGCUGCUAGCUAGCCAGGGGAAGAAGAAGAAGAUCUGAUCGAUGAGGUCCAUGGGCAGCCCGGACUCAUCCUCCGGCUCGGCGCAAAAACCACCGCGGCAUCAGCAUCAGCAUCAGCCGCCGCCUCCGCGGCGGCAGGGCUCGGCGCCGGAGCUCCCUCCCGGCUUCCGGUUCCACCCGACGGACGAGGAGCUGGUCGUGCACUACCUCAAGAAGAAGGCCGCCAAGGCGCCGCUCCCCGUCACCAUCAUCGCCGAGGUGGACCUCUACAAGUUCGACCCAUGGGAGCUCCCCGAGAAGGCGACCUUCGGGGAGCACGAGUGGUACUUCUUCAGCCCGCGCGACCGCAAGUACGCCAACGGCGCGCGGCCGAACCGGGCGGCGACGUCGGGCUACUGGAAGGCCACCGGCACGGACAAGCCUAUCCUGGCCUCGGCCACCGGGUGCGGCCGGGAGAAGGUCGGCGUCAAGAAGGCGCUCGUCUUCUACCGCGGGAAGCCGCCCAGGGGCCUCAAGACCAACUGGAUCAUGCAUGAGUACCGCCUCACCGGAGCCUCUGCUGGCUCCACCACCACCAGCCGGCCGCCGCCGGUGACCGGCGGGAGCAGGGCCCCGGCCUCUCUCAGGUUGAUGAAGUUAAUUAUUGUACGCCGUCUCAUCGAUCAGUUGGACGACUGGGUGCUGUGCCGCAUCUACAAGAAGACCAGCAAGGCCGCGGCCGCGGUCGGAGAUGAGCAGAGGAGCAUGGAGUGCGAGGACUCCGUGGAGGACGCGGUCACCGCGUACCCGCCCUACGCCACGGCGGGCAUGGCCGGCGCAGGUGCGCAUGGCAGCAACUACGUUCAACUGCUCCAUCAUCACGACAGCCACGAGGACAACUUCCAGCUAGACGGCCUGCUCACAGAACACGACGUCGGCCUCUCGGCGGGCGCCGCCUCGCUGGGCCACCUUGCCGCGGCGGCGAGGGCCACCAAACAGUUCCUCGCCCCGUCGUCCUCAACCCCGUUCAACUGGCUCGAGGCGUCAACCGGUGGCAGCAUCCUCCCACAGGCAAGGAAUUUCCCUGGGUUUAACAGGAGCAGAAACGUCGGCAGUAUGUCGCUGUCAUCCACGGCCGACGACAUGGCUGGCGCGGUGGACGUCAGCGACGGAGGCAAUGCGGUGAACGCCAUGUAUCUCCCCGUGCAAGACGGGACCUACCAUCAGCAUGUCAUCCUCGGAGCUCCGCUGGCGCCAGAGGCCAUCGCGGGCGCCGCCACCUCUGGUUUCCAGCAUCACGUCCAAAUAUCCGGCGUGAACUGGAAUCCCUGAACGAAUGACACCAACGCCACAUAUGCGCAUGCACACAUUGCUAGCUAGCCGGCCAGUAGUUGUUGCAGUUAGUGGUAGUCGCAUUCAGUGAGCACUGAGUAGUUGCAUGCACAUCACCCAUUGCAUGGAUAUAUAUGGCUGCAUUGCACCCACAGGCACGUACGUGUGCCAACUUGCUAGCCAUAUACAUAUAUAGCUAGGAAUAUGUUCGAACUAAAAGAAAAAUCAGAACCUAGUAGUAUGAUAUUAGCUUCAUAUGCAUAUAUAUUGUAGCAUAUAUAGUAAAUAUAUAUGCAGCUGAUGAGAAUUAAUCCCCAGUCAGAUAUAAUUUCUGGCUGGGUCUCUAUUCAUCGUGUAUAUACAGAGCUAGCUAGGCGUGUAUGUAAAUAAGCAAUGCAUGGUAAUUGCAUGCACGCGUAUGAUGAUUGAUCUAGAUGGACGUACAUUGUAUAACCUUUUUUUUUGCGACCUAGUAUUUCGCAGUGGUUUAGUUAUUGUAUGUAUGAUAAUGGCCAUUGUGGGCCAACCUUUUAUAUAUAGAUUGUAAUUUAUAUAUAAAUAUGUUUGAAAAUA